Galdieria sulphuraria is the source of this 711-nucleotide messenger RNA. RefSeq lists its product as uncharacterized. The coding region runs from base 57 to 677 and encodes 206 amino acids. The record is from RefSeq and is a predicted model, not a curated record. NCBI's taxonomy places the organism in Eukaryota, Rhodophyta, Bangiophyceae, Galdieriales, Galdieriaceae. Gene Ontology annotation, cellular component: GID complex; extrinsic component of membrane. Gene Ontology annotation, biological process: protein catabolic process in the vacuole; protein targeting to vacuole; proteasome-mediated ubiquitin-dependent protein catabolic process. The transcript has 2 exons.
GCAAUGUUUACUUUUUAUUUCCCAUUUCAUUUGUCUUCUCUUUUGUUGUUGAUAUUAUGCCUGCCAAUAGUUUGCGAAGUGUUUAUUCACCUAAACCCAUCUUUUGUUCGUUAUUAGAAGCAGGACAAAGAUUUCAAGGUGUACAGAACUCUUGGAAGUUGGUGAAGGACUUGGACUAUUGGACAGUGAAUGUGGAGAUUCAGAACUAUGAACCAGAGAAAGGCUACAUUUGUGGCAGUAUGGAAGCCAUAGAUGUUCCAAGGUUUGAUUAUCCAGUGAUAACCUUUUGGGAAGGUCAAGUUGUAGACAACAUUCAUUAUGGCUUUCGCACAGGCUGUUGGGACGCAACAGAGGAAGAUGACUUGAGACACUGGUCAAAGUUCUCAGCUUUUAGACCAUUUGAAAGAAUGUUUGAAAGAAACAGAGCGAGAGAAGUAGCAUUGCAUCAGUUGGAAUAUGUAUUUAUGCGUUGGAAGGAACGAUAUUUCGUAAACGUCCCUCACAACUGUGGAUUGACGAUUGCUGGAUUUUAUUAUAUUUGUAUGAAUCGAAUCACAGGAAAAACACAAGGUUAUUACUUUGACCCGGAUAGUGUACCUUUUCAGAAACUUCAACUUUCACCUUUAUGUCUAUUACAAGGACAGGGAUUCUCUACAUCUAGUUUUGCAUUUCAAUAGUUGGUAAAUGCAUUUCACACUAACCAAUAAAAAU